Messenger RNA from Kickxella alabastrina, 1439 nucleotides. RefSeq lists its product as uncharacterized. Gene Ontology annotation, biological process: translational elongation. Gene Ontology annotation, cellular component: nucleus; cytoplasm. The transcript has a single exon. The record is from RefSeq and is a predicted model, not a curated record. The coding region runs from base 69 to 1334 and encodes 421 amino acids. Gene Ontology annotation, molecular function: translation elongation factor activity. NCBI's taxonomy places the organism in Eukaryota, Fungi, Kickxellomycota, Kickxellomycetes, Kickxellales, Kickxellaceae.
AGCAGUUCCAUUUCUUUUUUGCAUCUCUUUUUUUCUGCACUAAAUUUUUUACCACUAUAUCAAUUAAAAUGACUUCUUUUGGUACUAUCAUUGGCCCCGUCGAGAGCACUCGUAACUACAAGGCCUGCAUUGUUGCAGCCCUUGCUGGUCUCGACCUCGCUACCACCCCCGCUUUCCAGAUGGGCGUCGACAACAAGACUCCCGAGUACUUGGCCAAGUACCCCGCCGGCAAGGUCCCCGUUUUUGAGGGCGCUGAUGGCUUCUCCCUGACUGACUCGAGCGCUAUUGCCUACUAUACUGCCUUGAAGGCUGGUAGCGAGUCCACUCUGCUCGGCCAGACUGCCGAGGAGACCGCUGAGAUUCUCCAGUACAUCCUUUUCGCCGAGGGUGACUACACCCCUGUCAUGGCUGGUGUCCUGUACCCCCUGCUCGGUUAUCUGAAGUUCUUCAAGCCCGCUCAUCAGCAGUUCGAGGAGCAGUUCUUCCGCUUCCUCGAUGUCCUGAACACCCAGCUCAUUAACCGCACUUUCCUUGUCGGUGAGCGCAUCACCGUUGCCGACGUUGUUGUUGCCUGUGAUUUGAUCAUGGCUUACAAGCUGUACCUGACUAGCGAGGACCGCAAGAAGUACCGUAACCUCACCCGCUACUUCAAGACCAUUAUCGCCCAGCCCGCCUUCAAGGCCGUUGUUGGCGAUGUUGUUCUGUGCGAGAAGCGCAUUGAGCUCGCCGCUCCCGCCAAGAAGGAGAAGGCCGAGAAGAAGCCCGCCGCCGAGAAGAAGCCCGCUGCCGAGAAGCCCAAGAAGGCUGAGAAGCCCGCUGAGGACGACGACGAGGAGGUCGAGGUUGCCGCCCCCAAGCCCAAGAGCAAGCUUGACCUGCUGCCCAAGCCCAACAUGGUCCUCGACGACUGGAAGCGCUUCUACUCGAACAACGAAACCAAGCCCACCGCCAUGAACUGGCUCUGGGAGCACUUUGAUGCUGAGGGUUACUCUUUCUGGAAGGUCGAGUACAAGUACAACGACGAGCUGACCAAGCUGUUCAUGACCAACAACCUCAUCAGCGGCUUCUUCAACCGUCUCGAGCGCGCUCGCAAGUAUGCCUUCGGUAACCUGCUCACUCUGGGCAAGGAUGACGACAACAUGAUCUGGGGCUACUUCAUUGUCCGCGGUCUGGAGGUCCCCGAGGAGGUCACUGACGCUGCCGACUACGAGUCCUACAACUGGACCGCUGCCGACCACACCGACCCCAAGACCCGCGCCGAGAUUGAGGAUUGCUUUGCCUGGGAGGGUCCUUCCCUGCCCCGCGAGUGCUACGACGGCAAGACCUACAAGUAAACCUUUGAUUGCUUGUUUGAGUAGUAGUUGUUGUUUUUCGUGUUUUGAUUUCAAAUGCAAGGAUAAACAACAAAACAAUUGUGAAUGUAUAUGUAUUUGGCAGCU